Messenger RNA from Oncorhynchus masou masou (cherry salmon), 2075 nucleotides. RefSeq lists its product as uncharacterized. The transcript is spliced from 2 exons. The record is from RefSeq and is a predicted model, not a curated record. NCBI's taxonomy places the organism in Eukaryota, Metazoa, Chordata, Actinopteri, Salmoniformes, Salmonidae. Bases 167 to 799 code for a protein of 210 amino acids.
UCUGGAGGCUCCGGACUGGGGACCAUCUCUGGAGGCUCCGGACUGGGGACCGUCUCUGGAGGCUCCGGACUGGGGACCGUCUCUGGAGGCUCCGGACUGGGGAACGUCUCUGGGCGCUCCGGACUGGGGACCGUCUCUGGACGCUGCGGACUGGAGGCUUCGUGCUAUGGAUCAUCACUGGAGGCUUCGUGCCAUGGAUCAUCACUGGAGAUUCACCCAGGAGGACUGGUCCAUGGAUCAGGCACAGGACUCAACAGGCUGGGGAGAGACACAGGAGGACUGGUCCGUGGAGCAGGUACUGGAAGACCAGGCUGUGGUGGAGCACUGGAGAUCUGGUGCGUAUCCCUGGCACCACUCUUCCCGGCUGAAUGCCCACUUUAGGCCGGCACCUCCAGAGCGCAGGCAGAGGACGAACCGGGCUGUGGGGGAGCACUGGAGAUCUGCUGCUUUCCACUUGCACCUCUCCUCUUGGCUGAAUGCCCACUUUUGCCUGGCACGGGCGGAGCGCAGGCAUAGGACGAACCGGGCUGUCACAGCGCACUGGAGACACAGUGGGCAGAGCCGGCGCAGGAUUGCCUGUGCCGAAACGGCGCACCGGAGACCAAGCACGCUGAGCUGCCACAAUCUGCCCUGGCUGGAUGCCCACUCUAGCGUCGCACUUGCAGAGAGCUGGCAUAUAGCGCACCGGGCUAUGAGAGCGAACGGGAGACACCGUGCGCUUUACCGCCAAAUGCGGUGCCCGAACUGUACCACGCUCCUUACGGUAAGCACGGGGAGUUGGCUCAGGUCUGUACCCUGACUCAGCCACUCUCCCUGUGUGCCACCACCUCCAAAAAAUGUUUUUGGGCUGCCUCUUGUGCUUAGUCCGCUGUGCCAACUCCUCGUAGCGUCGCCGCUCUGCUUUAGACGCCUCCAGUUCCUCCUUCGGACGGCGAUGUUCUCCAGCCCAGGGUCCCUUACCUUCCAAUAUCUCCUCCCAUGUCCAUUCCUCCAGAAAGCACUGCUGCUUCUCACCACGCUGCCUGGUCCGUUUAUGGUGGGAAGUUCUGUCACGGCCGUCGUUAAAGGAAGACAAAGGUGCAGCGUGUAAGCCUGUCGGGCCCUUCACUCCUAGGGCCACUGACAAGGGGCCAUCCAAAUCUCCUUUAGUUGAUCUUGAGCAAAUCCUGGGCAUCAAAGGACACCGCUGUGGAGCCCUGGUUGGUGGUGAUCACGGGUCAAUGCUGUUUCAUAUUGACGUUGCCACAGGAUCCAGGAUGGUGCUUCCUGAAUGAGAAGAAUCAGAGCGGGUUGGUUAGGUUGGAAAUGUCAUUGCAUGUUAACAGCUGUAACAUUGUCUGAAUAGUGAUGAAUACCAAGUGCUGUACAGGACUUACAACACAUUGAGAUGGUACUGAAGCUAUGUGAUGUGAAGAUAUGGCUGUUACUGCAGUGGCCUGGUGGACUGACAGAGUUGGUGGGAUGAGAUGGAGGAGUCUGGAGGUCAAAACAUGAACAAACAAACCAAGAAAAACAUCAGAAAUACUGAUUUAUUACCAACUGUUAAACUCUAAAAUACACAGUUUGUUAUGAUAAAAACAUAAUUUACAACAGGUUGAACUGGGUUCUCUGGAUUAGACUGAAUAAAAGUAUGGUUGACACGAAUGUAAUGUGUAAAAGCAGUUGUGGGUUAAGAAGUUGUGUUCCUUGUUGGCAGUGGAAGCUGGAACACACAUCACCACCCAGAACAUUCUGCUGUUUGUAAAUCAACUUCCUCUGAUCUAGGUUAUGUGUUCCGUGUAACAGAGGUAGUAUCACGUUGACGUCACUGGAGAAGAAUCUGUACUUACCUGAUCUGUGGCCUCGCCUGGCUCCUCCCACAAGGAGGUGGAACAACAUGGGGGAUAAUGGGGGAGGGGUGAUACCAGCCGCUCAACAACAGACCGACAGGCAGUUCUGGGAAACAGAAGGACAUUUCUGAGAAGUCACACCCCUACCUUUGUCUUGACAUAUCAAUUAUUGUUUGGUUAUGUGCAAGCUGUGGCAUAUAAAUGCAGCAUUCAGUGGGGUGAAUAAACUCUGAGCUUUUCUCUGCA